Molecule: messenger RNA, 804 nt
Organism: Parathielavia appendiculata
Lineage: Eukaryota; Fungi; Ascomycota; Sordariomycetes; Sordariales; Chaetomiaceae
Exons: 4
Coding region: 1-804 (267 amino acids)
Source: RefSeq, a predicted model, not a curated record
AUGGCCAUCACAAAAUCGCCGAAAACGCGAUUUCGGUGCAUUGGAUUCUUCGCCGGCAAAACGCGGCUUCGCGAUACCUUCUUCCGGCUCUCCGACCCAUGGCUUGAUUCACUCCCGUUCCUCCCUGCCCAGCGGCCGCGUCCUCUAACGCCAGCCGUCUCGGAGCAAUCCCCGGCCACUCUCGGCACGUUGGCUCGACUGCCUCCCGAGCUACGCCGGCGUACCCUGACGGCAGCCUUUGGGAGCCGCACAUUGCAUUUGGACAUGCAAUUCGCACCCCCACGGCGCGCUUCGGCGUGCGACCGCUUGACGCCAGAUUUUGACGCCAGCACCGCGCCCGUUCACGGCUUCGGCGUGUCGCCGUUUGUCGGAACCGCUACGAGGCAAACGAAGGGGAAAAUGACAGCCUCCAGGGUGUCUAUCACCAGCCACAUGGUUCACGUUCCAACACCGUUGAGCCCCUACUACUUCCCCGCAGACGACGCACCCCGUGCCUGGCGGUGGACCAAUUGCGUGUGCCAUCGCAUGUUCCCACCUGGCUCCCGGUGGGAGCGCCAUGCCCUGGCGAGAGAUGGUUAUCACUAUCCCCCUGGACCUCACACCGAUAAAUGUCUCCGGGGCGAGGCCAUGUACUGCUUUUUGUGGCCGCCCGAGAUGAUCGCGGCUCCAGGAAAAUGCAAGGUCGGCGCGAUGGGGUGGCUGCUGGCGUGCCGGCAGGCUUACCUCGAGGGCAUUGAGGUUCUCUAUUCUACAAACAUGUAUUCCAUCGAGAGUGACGUCCUCUUCAGCCACCUCGUCAUCUGA